This is a messenger RNA of Acanthosepion pharaonis, 651 nucleotides long. The record is from the annotation of a GenBank genome assembly. Lineage: Eukaryota; Metazoa; Mollusca; Cephalopoda; Sepiida; Sepiidae.
AUGUCUACACGCAUACUUGAACUUUAUGCAUAUCUAUCUAUCUAUCUAUCUAUCUAUCUAUCUAUCUAUCUAUCUAUACUAUUUUUUAUCAUGAUGAGCUUAGUCUGGCAUAUCCGUUUGAAUUUUUUCCUUUUUUUCUUCUUUUUUUACUUUUGUUCUUUAUUUUUCUUUUUGUCACGUUUUUUUUCUCUUUAUCAAUUUUGGUUGGAUAUUUUUUAUUCUUUCUUUAUCUCUUUCCGCAUUUCUUUCCCUUCGGUCUCUUUUCUUUUCUUCUUUCUCAUCCCAUAUUUCUUUCUUUCUUUUCGCUUUCUUUCUUUCUUUUCAAGUUCUUUCUUUCUUUCUUUCUUUCUUUCUUUCUUUCUUCUUCCCUUUCUGAUUUUAUUCUUUCUUUUUCUAUUACAUUCUAUCAAUUUUUAUUUCCUUCUUUAUCUCUUUUUUCUGUUUUUUCUUUCUUUUUUAUUUUUCUUUAUUUUUCUCUUUCCUUAUAUCUCUUUUCCUUUCUGUUUCACAUCACUCUUUCUUUCUUUCUUUCUUUCUUUCGUUUUCUCCUAUUUACCUUUUCUUCUUUCUUUUACUGUUUCCAUUUUCUUUUUUCUUUUACUUCUUUCUUCACUUUCUGAGAUUAUACUUUCUUUUUUCUUUUUGUCUUAA